Alternaria incomplexa is the source of this 1014-nucleotide messenger RNA. RefSeq lists its product as uncharacterized. Lineage: Eukaryota; Fungi; Ascomycota; Dothideomycetes; Pleosporales; Pleosporaceae. Bases 1 to 1014 code for a protein of 337 amino acids. The record is from RefSeq and is a predicted model, not a curated record. The transcript is spliced from 2 exons.
AUGGUCGUUCCUUUCAAUAACGAAGAAUCUGCCCAAAUCCAAGUAAAAGGCUGGUUCCACUGGCGCGGACUUUCCCAGCCGAACUACGACCCUUCUCUACUACAACCCGAUAGAGCUGAAUUCGAUAUUGGGACUGAGCUUGACGAAGAACGAAAGGCCGAUAUACUAAGCGCCCCGUAUUACAGAGAACUCCCGGACGAGUCCGUAAGGGGCAGAGAGGCCUCAUGGAUCGGUACCUUUGUAGACGCCCACAAAGACCAACUACUCAACACGGAUGCAACGAAAGACCGUACUUGCUUUGGUGAAGGCCAUGCCCAGUACCCUAACGCCAAAGAAUUCGACGGAGAGGAGGCAGUUGGCUUUGCCCAACAGUUCUGUGAAGACAUCAUCAACUCUUGGGAUCCAGCAACCCCAAUUCCACCAUCUGUGCGCGAUACCGCGGAUUUCCGUAACGCAAGUAGGGCGUAUAAACUUACAAAAACAAACGCUGACUCGCAUGUUGGAUUCUUUGCGGUCGCUGAUCCUGCGUUGUUCAUUCAAGCUCGACCCACUUGGUACUUUUUUGAAGGAGCUACGAACGACACCAAAGUCGACCACUGUCGCUUGACUUACAAGGAUAUCAUACGCAAUUGCGAUACUGACGCCACCAAAAGACGUGGUGGCGUGCUCAAACUCAACGACCGCCUCUACGGCGUCUACGUCACACCGGAUGAGCGAGAGGAUAAACUUCCCUGGCUCACAGAUUACACUGCUCUCGGUGAUCUCAAGUGUGCGAAUUACAAUGACACAAGCAACUGGCAUAUAAAAACAUCCAUCGAGGGUACAUCAAAGACAGAGUCGCCUGUUGACAUCACUGAGAGGGAUAAAUUGAGUAACAUUUGCUCAUGCUGGUACUCUGCUUUUCCGUUCACCUUCGAUCUGUUUUGCAAAGGUUCCGCGUCUAAGUGUGAGGACUUGGCGGCCGACGACAAGAGGAAAGCGGCGCUUUGGGACGAUUUUGCCUGUGCAUUGUAG